CAUCUUUCCCAUACCAUCCCUUGACUUCAGGUUAUCUUCCUUCACUAUACAAUCCUUCUUUUCCCCUUCCUUUGCUUUUUCUUUUUUAUUUAAGUUAUUUCGGGAUUCAAUCUAGUCAUUCUUCUGUUGCCAUUUGAUUUCCAACUCUUUUCCUCACCAGACUAAUUCCUUUUUUGUCACCACAAAACCCACUUUGCCUUCUUAGCUCUAGAACAACAUUUAAAAACUCAGAUAUUCGCUGAUGGCGUCAAACUGCUCUUCCUCAUGUAGCUCCGGCUCUUCUUGGACUCCAAAGCAAAACAAAUUAUUUGAAAAGGCCCUGGCUAAAUAUGAUAAGGACACCCCUGACCGCUGGCAGAAUGUUGCAAGGGCAGUGGGUGGAAAAUCAGCAGAGGAAGUGAAAAGGCACUACGAGCUUCUAGUACAGGACCUCAGGCACAUUGAGUCAGGAAGUGUCCCAUUUCCCAAUUACAGAUCAAACUGAAACAACUGCUAAGGCAGUGAACAUUCUGACCACAGGCUCAGGAAGUACGUGAAGGUUAAUCAAAGUUCAAGUCACAGCUAAUAUUAGACCCAGAAUCAAAUGUGUAAAAAUUAUCAACAGCAGUAUUGAAAGACUCUCUCUCUCUCUCUCUCUCUCUCUCUCUCUCUUAUUGCAUAAUUGUAAUCAUGUUGUAUGCCCAAAUUAUUAUUUUUGGGUGACUUUUUUAGCUGCUGUAUUUGAUUUUCUAGAUCAAUGACGAAGUAUCUACCCAUUUACAAUAUUAAAAUUUUAAA
This is a messenger RNA of Camellia sinensis, 777 nucleotides long. The record is from RefSeq and is a predicted model, not a curated record. Lineage: Eukaryota; Viridiplantae; Streptophyta; Magnoliopsida; Ericales; Theaceae.